UCAGGACUAUGAAAAAGGCAUCUGAGGGGUUGCACACCUGGAACAUCGAGUUGAAGCAGGCAGGGCAGGCUGUAUAAGAGCAUAGGCUAAGGAGAGAGGAAUCAGAUUUACCUGAGAAUAUGCGGGAGCCAGAUAGAGGGUAGACUGGUGGGUGUAGAGAGGCUGUUUGAAAGACACUUGGAAGGCCCAAUAAAAUGAGUUGGGGAGAUGAGGCAGAGAGGCCCAGUAUGACCAAGACAUGUCUGGCUGGGAGCAUGAGAAAGGCCAGUUGGAGAGGGAAUAUGAGAGGAGGGUAGAUUUUGAACCACUGAGUAGAUAGGGGAAUGCUUUUAAUACAUGGAUCAAAUUCAGGAGUAGGGCCAUUGAUGGAAUUGGAUGUUUAGAUUACUGGUGUCUAGGAAGUAAUGGAAACCAUGGACAUGUAUGAGAUGACCCUGGGGAGGAUGCAGUGGUUUGUGAGAGGCUAGAGGUCAAGAGACAGCCUGGGACUUGGUCUCAAGUCGAGGCUUUGAUUUCCUCUGUCCUGGGAGUUCUAGCCCCUGUCCACCAUCUUGGGCAAAGCCUAGGAUAGACUUCCAGGCAGAAGAGGUAGGGUGGGCAGGCAAAUGCUACAGGAGAUGCAAGCUUAAGUGACUGGUUACUGAAGUCUAGCGGUGGCAGUGGCCGACGGACCUCUACUGUGUCCCUGUAAGCACUUUGGUGAUAGCUUGCAGCCUUAUAGUUCCAUGAUGGCUGCCAUGUCCCCAAAGAUGGGAAAGCAAGCAGGGAAAACAUCACCCUCCCUACCUGACCGCAUCCUUGUAACAGGGCUGAAACUUCCACAAGCUCGUCAGCGGACUUAUGCCAUCAUUUGGCUAGAAUCAGUUGACAUGGCCACCUCUGGCAGCAAGGGAGGUGGGGAAAACGAAGACCUUGCAAAAGGGGACAAGAUUGCCAGGCCGGACUAGAAUUCAUCCAACUGCUCUGGGAAGUGGUAGGGUACCUGGUGUGGGCAGAUGUUGGUUUCUGGAAAACGGAGAAAUCAAGUUUAGGCCUAGGGAGGGAGGCCUCUUGUUGGAUUGUAGGAAGGAUGGGCUAUCAAUUAAAUGCGGAGGGGGAGUUUGCAGAGGGGCAAUAAGAGUCAAUUCAGAGAAUCUGACAAGCUUCAGCUGGGCCUGAAGAGCAGCUAUCUGCCAUGUGCCAGACGGAACUCGAAUGCCACUUCGGGGAUCCCCAGGUGAAAGGGCUGCUCCCUUUCCUCCCUCAAAGUUUGCACAACUGAGUUGUGACCCCCUCACCUGUGCCAGGUCUGAGCUGGAGGCUGGAAUCACAGUAAUAUACAAUCCCUGCCCUGCAGAAGUUAACCGAAAACAGGUAAAUCAUAAGAUCAUGUGUAUGGGUGGUAGUGGGAUUUGAAAUUGUGCAGGGAAAGGGUAUUCUGGACCUGUGUGUGCCUGGGCCUAGGUGUGGAAAGGCAAGGUGUGUUUUUGCCUGUGGGUAUGGGUGGUGAUAGUGAAGGAAAUCACUGAAACAGACCCAGAGUCAUGAGCCUGUCUUGGGGAGUUUGUGAUAUGGUCAAGUGGGGACAGCCAAUAGGCAGGUACAUGUAGAGAGCCAAAGAGGGAAAUUUUAGUUAUCACCAACAUGUAGGGCUGGGAGUUCUAGCAGAGAAAAGGCUGGCAUAGUCUAGUGCACUGGUUCUCAGCAGGAGAUAAUCUCCCCCACCCCCAGAGGACAUAUGGCAGCGUCUGGAGACACUUUUGGUUGUGCCAACUGGUGGAUGCUAGCGGGCAGAGGCCAGGGAUGCAGCUAAACAUCCUACAAUGCUUCCUACAACAGAGAAAUGUCAACAGUGCCUAAGCUGAAAAAACCCUGGCAUGGUGGACUGGUUCUCAAACUUCUGGUCUCAGGAUCCCUUUAUAUUCUUAAGAAUUGAGGACAUCCAAAGAGCUUUUGCUUAUGUCAUGCAGCCUCUGGAAAAUUCCACCGCAUGUGCAAGAGAGAAUGACCAUGAAAAAGUAUUGUUGUGAAUAGUUUUGACUUUGUGAACCCCCUGAAAGGGUUUCCUGAACCGGUAGAAAGCCUAGGACCACAGUUUGAGGAUCUCUGGCCUGGUGUUUUAAGGUGCCAACUCUGGAACUGGAAUUCCUGAUUUCGAACCACAGCUCCACUACUUACUAGGUGGGGCAAAGUGAAUUAACGUUUCUGGUGCUCAGCAUCCCCAUUGUUGCCCAUAGGCAACCUGCUGCCUAAAACUACUAUUUACGUGCAAUAAAACACCUAAACAGGGUCAACUAUUAUUAGUACUGCAACUCCAACAAAUAUACCUGGCCUGGGGCUGACUUGCCUUCAACACGUUUAUCAAGAGAAUAAAUCUAGUUCACCCAGGGAAGAGGCCCGAAGGGCUGGGCGGCGCCCUGGAAGUGGUGACCUCUUUUGCAUUAGGUUUUGAUGGAAGGGAAGGGUAGUGCAAUGAAAUAAGGGUAUUCUGGUCAGGCUAGCAAAAACGCCGCUCCCAGGAUAGGGGCCCGCGGUCCCCAGCAGAGCAUGGGACCGAGAAGACCUGGAACCUUUGUGUUCCUCUGAGCGCUCCCCAAUACAUGUCCUCGUCCACCCCGGGGACCUCUACCUGCACCUUCCACAGAACCGUUUGCCCCGACUCAACAUGGCGUUAGAAUCCCACAAGACACCUUUGUCUUUAGGUCCCAACUGGAGGCUUUACCCCGCCUAUUCGUCGCAGAGAUCACCGCCCAAGGUCCGAUGCCCGCCUAGCCCCUCGACGCGUCCGAGCGGGGCUCCCUUUUCAAAACGGCAGUAGCCCCCCGGCUGUUUGGGGGGCUCUGUUUCCGUUUCCGGGGACAGAAGCCGGAAGUAGCAUUUAUGGGGACUUUUCCUAUCCCCAGCUGCGAUGACUGUGAGAGGAGGGCGAACGGCCAUGGCGGCGGUGGCAGAUAGUCCGGCGGCUGCGGCUGCGGCCGAGGACCGAGAGCCACAGCGUAAAGCGGUGCCGGGCCUGGAGAGCCAGCGGCGCCAGAUCGAGAACGGCGAGAAUGGGCGAGGGCAUCCGCUGCGGGCGGGCGAAAGCUGGUUCCUCGUGGAGCAGCACUGGUACAAGCAGUGGGAAGUAUACGUGCAGGGAGGAGACCAGGACCCCAGCACCUUCCCUGGCUGCAUCAACAAUGCUGAGCUCUUUGAAGACCAGGUAAACUGGCGCCUCAAGAAGGGACUGGUGGAAGGUGAGGACUAUGUGCUGCUCCCAGCGGCUGCUUGGCAUUACCUGGUCAACUGGUAUGGUCUAGAGCAUGGGCAGCCUCCCAUUGAACGCAAGGUCGUGGAGCUGUCCAACAUCCAGAAGGUUGAAGUGUACCCAGUAGAACUGCUGCUCAUCCAGCACAGUGAUAUGGACACAGCUCACACCGCUCAGUUCAGCCGCACAGAUUCUGUUGGGUCCCAGGAAGACCUUGAAUGUGCUCCAUCACCCUCCACAGACCUAGUUCUGCGCACCGCUCAAGAGCAGUUUCUGGUGAGCCCCCAAGAAGAGACACGGCUGUGGAUCAAGAACGCGGAGGGCUCUUUUGAGAGGUUGUGCAACACACGUGUCACAGUGCUUGACGCCGCUCUCAAGACUGGGCAGGUGGUCAUCAUGGAGACCCGAAACAAGGAUGGCACUUGGCCCAGCGCACAGCUGCCCGCCAUGAGCAGCGCGUCGGAGGAGGAUGAGGACUUCCAGGGCCAGCCGGGCAUCUGUGGUCUCACCAAUCUGGGCAACACGUGCUUCAUGAACUCGGCCCUGCAGUGCCUCAGCAACGUGCCACAGCUCACCAACUACUUCCUCAAAAACUGCUACCUGGAGGAGCUCAACUUCUGCAACCCACUGGGCAUGAAGGGGGAGAUCGCAGAGGCCUAUGCGGACCUGGUGAAGCAGGCGUGGUCCGGCCACCACCGCUCCAUCGUGCCCCACGUGUUCAAGACCAAGGUCGGCCACUUUGCGUCCCAGUUUCUGGGCUACCAGCAGCAUGACUCACAGGAGCUGCUGUCGUUCCUCCUGGAUGGGCUGCACGAGGACCUCAAUCGUGUUAAGAAGAAGGAAUAUGUGGAACUGUGCGAUGCUGCUGGGAGGCCAGAUCAGGAGGUUGCUCAGGAGGCCUGGCAGAACCACAAACGGCGGAACGAUUCUGUGAUUGUGGACACUUUCCAUGGCCUCUUCAAGUCCACGGUGGUGUGCCCUGAUUGUGGCAACGUGUCUGUGACCUUCGACCCCUUCUGCUACCUCAGUGUCCCAUUGCCUAUGACCCACAAGAGGGUCAUGGAGGUCUUCUUUGUCUCCAUGGACCCCCGCCGCAAGCCAGAGCAGCACCGGCUCGUGGUCCCCAAGAAAGGCAAGAUCUCGGAUCUGUGUGUGGCUCUGGCCAAACACACUGGUGUCUCGCCAGAAAGGAUGAUGGUGGCCGAUGUCUUCAGUCACCGCUUCUAUAAGAUCUACCAGCUGGAGGAGUCUCUGAGCAGCAUCUUGGACCGAGAUGAUAUCUUCAUAUACGAGGUGUCAGGCAGGGCUGCUAUUGGCGAGAACUCCAGAGAGGACGUUGUGCUUCCUAUCUACCUGCGGGAGCGCACCCCAGCCCGGGACUACAACAAUUCUUACUAUGGCCUGAUGCUCUUUGGGCACCCGCUCCUGGUGUCGGUGCCCCGGGACCGGCUCUCCUGGGACGCCCUGUAUCACAUCCUGCUGUACCGCCUCUCACGCUAUGUGACCAGACCCAGCUCGGAUGACGAGGAUGAUGGGGAUGAGAAAGCAGACCUGGAGGAUAAGGACAACCUCCCUAAGGCUGGACAUGUGGCUGGGGGCAGCUCCCAAGACCCUGGGCCGGAGCAGGCUGGGCCCAGCUCUGGAGUCGCGGGCGGGAGCCGGGCCCCCGUGGACAACUCCCCUGGACCAUCCCACUGGCCCCAGAGAGCACGGCGCAAACACCUCUUCACCCUGCAGACAGUGAAUUCCAAUGGGACCAGCGACCGCUCGACCUUCAACGAGGAUACCCAUGGUGUCUCCUUCAGCUGUGAGCCAGGGUUGGGGAGGCGGGAGGGGGGUGUGCUUGGCAGCAGGGCCCAUGACCACCUCCCCUCGCCCCCAGCCCAGCCGUACAUUGCCAUCGACUGGGAGCCAGAGAUGAAGAAGCGUUACUAUGACGAGGUGGAGGCUGAGGGCUACGUGAAGCAUGACUGUGUUGGGUACGUGCUGAAGAAGGCUCCGGUGCGGCUGCAGGAGUGCAUCGAGCUCUUCACCACCACUGAGACCCUGGAGAAGGAAAACCCCUGGUACUGCCCCAAUUGCAAGCAGCACCAGCUGGCCACCAAGAAGCUGGACCUGUGGAUGCUGCCGGAGACGCUCAUCAUCCACCUGAAGCGCUUUUCCUACACCAAGUUCUCCCGCGAGAAGCUGGAUACCCUUGUGGAGUUUCCUAUCCGGGACCUGGACUUCUCCAAGUUUGUCAUCAAGCCGCAGAACGAGUCGGCCCCAGAGCUGUACAAAUAUGAUCUCAUUGCAGUUUCCAACCAUUACGGGGGCCUGCGGGAUGGACACUACACGACAUUUGCCUGCAACAAGGACAGCGGUCAAUGGCACUACUUCGAUGACAACAGUGUCUCACCUGUGACUGAGAAUCAAAUUGAGUCCAAGGCAGCCUAUGUCCUGUUCUACCAACGCCAGGAUGUGGCACGUCGCCUGCAACCCCAGCCCAGCUUAUCUGACCCCCCAGCGUCCCCAGCCUUUGGUACCCCAGCCAACUCUGAGUUCAUGGAUGUAAAUUGAGGGGCCCUGGCCCUGCCACAGGGAAGGUACUAUUCUAAGUGCUUCUGAAGCACCAUCUGCGCAUCAGACACGAUUCUCAGCACCAACUGCAUGCCCAGUGUUUCCCAAAGCAUUUUGGAAAUAUCGACUCAUAAUCCUCACAACAGUCUCACGCAGGAGUUGUCAUCGCCAAUUUCAGAUGGGGAAACAGAUACAGAGGUCAAGUAAUUGCUCGAGCUAGGUCCAGAGGUCAGUACACCUUAUCAGUUACACGGCAGUAGUCCUGGAGGGGAUGUUUGACCUCCCUGGACCCAGGAUGGAAAUCUUUGUGGACAUGACCUGCACUACAGGUGAUGUGGGAAAGGUGUGCCUGGAACAGACAGGCAUCCGUGUGGGCAAAUGGGUGGUUUCCGGACAUAAAAGAUACUAACCAGACCACCUCGCAGGCCCCCAGUAGUGUCCUCUGAGGAGUGGGUACAUCUGGCCCAAGCCAUACAAACUGACAGGACAGGUGUGCUGUGUUUGUGUCGCCCCUAUGCUUAGCCUCCCGCCAUGACUGCAGCUCCCCCACCAGGCAGGGUCCCUUCAGCCUCAUGCCACAGAAGAGUGAGGUGGUGCACCUAGCACAGAAUGGGUGCAGCAUAGUGUGUCUGAGCAUAAGAUGCCACCUAAGCACUGCACAGCCCCCACCUGAGCCCUCCCGUAGGCACCAGCUGUCACCUCUGAGAAACGGCUCUUGUGGGGACAACCUUGGGGCAGCGUGGAGUGGACAGAUGUGCAGUAUCUGGAUGUAGACAAGCACCCCAACCUUUCACACUGAGGAAGGGAAUCCUGAUCAGGACGGCUGAGAGACCAUUCCCAUGGGAAGGGUCUCCUCAUUCCCCUCAGCCUGCUGCCUUUGCACUGGACCUGGCAGCCUCCCCCCGCCCCCACCUCCAGCUUUAUCACCUACAAAUCUCCGGUCAUGCUGUUGACACAGGCAAGAAUCGAGGUAGUUGCUGUGAGGAGCUCAGCUCAAACUGACUUAAGCGAAAAGCACAGAAAUACUAGUUAAAGGUAUGACUGGAUCCAGGAACUCAUAAGCUGUUGUUUAAUCCUCACGAAGACUAUAUGGUUUAAGCACUGUUACCCCAUUUUGCAGAUGAGGAAUCAGGCGUAAAGAGCUGGUUCAAAAUGAGACCUCAGGGCUUCCCUGGUGGCGCAGUGGUUGAGAGUCCGCCUGCCGAUGCGGGGG
This is a messenger RNA of Aethalodelphis obliquidens (Pacific white-sided dolphin), 6998 nucleotides long. RefSeq names its product ubiquitin specific peptidase 11 (gene USP11). Gene Ontology annotation, molecular function: cysteine-type deubiquitinase activity. Lineage: Eukaryota; Metazoa; Chordata; Mammalia; Artiodactyla; Delphinidae. The transcript has 21 exons. Gene Ontology annotation, biological process: protein deubiquitination. Bases 2888 to 5785 code for a protein of 965 amino acids. The record is from RefSeq and is a predicted model, not a curated record. Gene Ontology annotation, cellular component: nucleus.